GUGUACUGUGGGAGACCAGAUAUAGUGAAUGCAGGGUCCGAGGAGACCAGAUAUAUUGAAUGCAGGGUCCGAGGAGACCAGAUAUAGUGAAUGCAGGGUCCGAGGAGACCAGAUAUAGUGAAUUCGGGGUUCCGGGGAGACCAGAUAUAGUGAAUGUAGGGUCCGGGGAGACCAGAUAUAGUGAAUGCAGGGUCCUGGGGAGAUCAGAUAUAGUGAAUGCAGGGUCCUGGGAGACCAGAUAUAGUGAAUGCAGGGUCCGGGGAGAUCAGAUAUAGUGAAUGCAGGGUCCGGGGAGACCGGAUAUAGUGAAUGCAGGGUCCUUGGGAGAUCAGAUAUAGUGAAUGCAGGGUCCGGGGAGAUCAGAUAUAGUGAAUGCAGGGUCCGGGGAGACCAGAUAUAGUGAAUGCAGGGGUCCGGGGAGACCAGAUAUAGUGAAUGCAGGGUCCGGGGGGAGACCAGAUAUAGUGAAUGCGGGGUCCGGGGAGA
This is a messenger RNA of Staurois parvus, 486 nucleotides long. Lineage: Eukaryota; Metazoa; Chordata; Amphibia; Anura; Ranidae. The record is from the annotation of a GenBank genome assembly.